AGUGCCCCAGGCGGCGAGGAGAGCGGUGCCUUGCAGGGAUGCUGCGGGCGGGAGCACCAACCGGGGACUUACCCCGGGCGGGAGAAGUCCACACCGGGACCACCAUCAUGGCAGUGGAGUUUGACGGGGGCGUUGUGAUGGGUUCUGAUUCCCGAGUGUCUGCAGGCGAGGCGGUGGUGAACCGAGUGUUUGACAAGCUGUCCCCGCUGCACGAGCGCAUCUACUGUGCACUCUCUGGUUCAGCUGCUGAUGCCCAAGCCGUGGCCGACAUGGCCGCCUACCAGCUGGAGCUCCAUGGGAUAGAACUGGAGGAACCUCCACUUGUUUUGGCUGCUGCAAAUGUGGUGAGAAAUAUCAGCUAUAAAUAUCGAGAGGACUUGUCUGCACAUCUCAUGGUAGCUGGCUGGGACCAACGUGAAGGAGGUCAGGUAUAUGGAACCCUGGGAGGAAUGCUGACUCGACAGCCUUUUGCCAUUGGUGGCUCCGGCAGCACCUUUAUCUAUGGUUAUGUGGAUGCAGCAUAUAAGCCAGGCAUGUCUCCCGAGGAGUGCAGGCGCUUCACCACAGACGCUAUUGCUCUGGCCAUGAGCCGGGAUGGCUCAAGCGGGGGUGUCAUCUACCUGGUCACUAUUACAGCUGCCGGUGUGGACCAUCGAGUCAUCUUGGGCAAUGAACUGCCAAAAUUCUAUGAUGAGUGAACCUUCCCCAGACUUCUCUUUCUUAUUUUGUAAUAAACUCUCUAGGGCCAAAACCUAUGGUAUGGUCAUUGGGAAAUGAGUGCUCAGGGAGAUGGAGCUUAGGGGAGGUGGGUGCUUCCCUCCUAGAUGUCAGCAUACACUCUUUCUUCUUUUGUCCCAGGUCUAAAACAUCUUUCCUAGAGAAAACAAAAGGGACUAAACUAGAAAUAUAAAGAGCCCUAUACAUGACAGGUGAUCACGUACUGAAUGAUUUUGAAGUAGUACAAACAAUAAAAAUUCUCAUUCCGCAUCAUCAUGCGGUCCAUGAUGAUGAGGCCGCAA
Molecule: messenger RNA, 1019 nt
Organism: Homo sapiens (human)
Lineage: Eukaryota; Metazoa; Chordata; Mammalia; Primates; Hominidae
Gene: PSMB9
Product: proteasome 20S subunit beta 9
Biological process (GO): protein catabolic process
Cellular component (GO): cytoplasm; nucleus; proteasome core complex
Molecular function (GO): threonine-type endopeptidase activity
Source: RefSeq, marked reviewed